AACACCUACUCUUAUUUCUCUUCCUCAAUAGCUUUCUUCUCUCUAACAACCCAACAAAAGCAUAAACCCAUGGCUAAAGGAGGCAAACUCACAAAAUUAAAAUCAGUGUUGAAGAAAAUGCAAUCUUUCAAGCCAGGCCGUAUUAACAGCAGCCUCGUUGUGGCCACCAACAAUUCUUUCGCUGAGGAAGAUUCAUAUUCCUAUGGCAGUCAUUGCUCCAUUAAAGAUCAACACACUUUCUACGUUGGUAAGUCACGCCGCCGAUACCUCGUCACUUCCGACGUUGUCUGCCAUCCACUCUUCAGGGAAUUUGUCGAAAGAUCAGGGAAUUCAGAAGACUCCAUCGUCACCAUCGCCUGUGAAGUUGUUCUUUUUGAACACUUGCUUUGGAUGCUUGAAAAUGCUGAUCCCCAGCCAGAGUCGUUGGCUGAGCUUGUCGAAUUUUACUCUUGCUGAAGUGUUUUGUUAUUAAGGGAACAAUGUACUCUUACAUGGUUGGAGUCAGCUACUAUGUGGUAUAUAGUAGUAGUAAAAUUUUUCCUAGACUGCUAGACAUAGAAUUUGAUAAGUUAGAAAUGUAAAGGUGAAUCCUUUCAGUGGAUUCAAGUUGAACAUGAUCUUAUUUUAUAUAUAUACAUUUUAUUUUAUUGUUACA
Nicotiana tabacum (common tobacco) is the source of this 655-nucleotide messenger RNA. Its product is annotated as auxin-responsive protein SAUR76-like. Lineage: Eukaryota; Viridiplantae; Streptophyta; Magnoliopsida; Solanales; Solanaceae. Gene Ontology annotation, biological process: response to auxin. The record is from RefSeq and is a predicted model, not a curated record.